CUCAGGCGCCGGCCGCCAGAAGCCAGGCGGCGGCGGCGGGGCCCCAGGGAGGAGAGGGAGGAGGAGGAGGAGGAGGAGGAGGAGAAGCGGGUCUGUGGUCCCGAUGUCCCGGGCCGGGCACUGAGCAGCCGGUCCUUCCCGGUCCCGCCAUGCAGAAGAGCGUGCGGUACAACGAGGGGCACGCCUUGCACCUGGCGCUGCUGGCCCGCAGGGAGGGCACCAAGCGCGGCUUCCUGGGCAAGCGGGCGGCCGAGGCCAGCCGCUGGCACGACAAGUGGUUCGCCCUCUACCAGAAUGUGCUCUUCUACUUCGAGGGCGAGCAGAGCGGCCGGCCCGCCGGCAUGUACCUGCUGGAGGGCUGCACCUGCGAGCCCGUCCCCGCCCCCGCCCCGCCCAAGCCCGGCGCCGCCGCCGCCGCCGCCAGCACCAGGGACCCCCCGGACAAGCAGUACUACUUCACGGUUGUCUUUGGCCAUGAAGGUCAGAAGCCUUUGGAACUCCGAUGUGAAGAGGAACAUGAUGGCAAAGAAUGGAUGGAUGCUAUUCAUCAAGCCAGCUAUUCAGACAUUCUGAUUGAAAGGGAAGUGUUAAUGCAGAAAUACAUUCAUCUGGUUCAGAUCGUAGAGACGGAAAAGAUUGCAGCCAACCAACUUCGACAUCAACUGGAGGAUCAAGACACAGAAAUUGAAAGACUGAAAUCGGAGAUUAUUGCUCUCAAUAAAACGAAGGAACGAAUGCGACCGUAUCAGGGCAACCAGGAAGAUGAGGAUCCGGAUAUCAAGAAGAUUAAAAAGGUUCAGAGCUUUAUGCGGGGAUGGCUUUGUAGAAGAAAAUGGAAGACCAUUGUUCAAGAUUAUAUUUGUUCUCCCCAUGCAGAAAGUAUGAGAAAAAGAAACCAGAUUGUUUUUAAUAUGGUUGAGGCGGAGUCAGAAUAUGUACAUCAGCUCUACGUUCUUGUGAACUGUUUUCUCAGGCCGUUAAGAAUGGCUGCAAGUUCGAAGAAACCUCCUAUUAGCCAUGAUGAUGUUAGCAGCAUUUUUCUCAACAGUGAAACAAUCAUGUUUCUUCAUGAAAUAUUUCAUCAAGGACUGAAAGCAAGGCUAGCUAAUUGGCCUACUUUAAUUUUAGCCGACCUGUUUGACAUUCUGCUGCCGAUGCUGAAUAUUUAUCAAGAGUUUGUCCGUAAUCACCAGUACAGUCUCCAAGUCCUGGCAAACUGUAAGCAGAACAGAGAUUUUGAUAAACUCCUGAAGCAGUAUGAAGCCAACCCUGCAUGUGAAGGGAGAAUGUUGGAAACUUUCCUUACGUAUCCAAUGUUUCAGAUCCCUAGGUAUAUUAUAACACUUCAUGAACUUCUAGCACAUACACCCCAUGAACAUGUGGAAAGAAAAAGUCUGGAAUUUGCCAAGUCAAAGCUAGAAGAAUUAUCAAGGGUGAUGCAUGAUGAAGUGAGCGACACAGAAAACAUCCGGAAAAACCUUGCCAUAGAAAGAAUGAUCGUGGAAGGCUGUGACAUACUCUUGGACACCAGCCAAACUUUCAUUCGUCAAGGUUCUCUUAUUCAAGUCCCUUCAGUUGAGAGGGGGAAACUUAGCAAAGUUCGCCUGGGAUCAUUGUCUUUGAAAAAGGAAGGAGAAAGACAGUGUUUCUUGUUUACAAAACACUUUUUAAUUUGUACAAGAAGUUCAGGAGGAAAACUACAUCUGCUAAAGACAGGUGGUGUUCUCUCGUUAAUCGACUGCAUCCUGAUUGAGGAACCAGAUGCAAGUGAUGAUGAUUUGAAAGGCUCCGGGCAAGUGUUUGGACACCUGGAUUUUAAGAUAGUGGUGGAACCUAGCGAUGCUCCUCCUUUCACCGUUGUCUUGUUAGCACCAUCCCGUCAGGAAAAGGCUGCUUGGACAAGUGACAUAAGUCAGUGUGUGGACAAUAUUCGAUGCAAUGGUUUAAUGACCAUAGUAUUUGAAGAAAACUCCAAAGUUACCGUGCCACAUAUGAUUAAGUCCGACACCCGCCUUCACAGAGAUGACAUCGACAUCUGCUUCAGCAAAACAUUGAACUCCUGCAAAGUUCCCCAGAUACGAUAUGCCAGCGUGGAACGCCUCUUGGAGAGGUUGACUGAUUUGCGAUUUCUCAGCAUCGACUUCCUGAACACUUUUCUACACACAUAUCGGAUUUUUACAACUGCAGCUGUGGUUCUGGAGAAGCUGUCUGACAUAUAUAAAAGGCCUUUCACCUCCAUCCCAGUCAGGUCCUUGGAAUUGUUUUUCGCUACAAGUCAAAAUAACAGAGGAGAAUACUUGGUGGAUGGGAAGUCUCCUCAUGUGUGUCGCAAGUUCUCCUCUCCACCGCCUCUGGCAGUGUCUCGAACCUCUUCUCCGGCGAGAGCCAGGAAACUGUCAUUGACUUCUCCCAUGAACUCAAGAAUAGGCGCUUUGGAUCUCUCCACUUCUUCCACUGCCAGCAGUCCUACCUCAACUUUCAGUCCUGCUACAUCCCCGCCAGCCAAUGCUGGUAAAGUACCACUGGAUCUUAGCCGAGGCCCUUCUUCUCCUGAACAAAGCCCUGGUGCCCUAGAAGACAGUUCAGAGAACCCACGCAUAGAUCUGUGUAACAAGCUACGAAGAAGCAUCCGAAGAGCAGCUGUUCUAGAGUCUGCGUCGCUGGACCGACCAAUUCCUGAGAGUGCCCCGCCUGCGGAUGCGGCAGAAAUGUCCCCCUGCAGGUCACCCUCUACCCCUCGUCAUCUCCGCUACCGCCAGCCAGGGCAGGCUGCCGACAGCACUCACUGUUCCGUGUCUCCAGCCUCAGCUUUCGCCAUCGCCACCGCCGCAGCAGGCCAUGGAAGUCCACCAGGAUUUAACAACUCUGAGAGAACGUGCGACAAAGAGUUCAUAAUUCGCAGGACAGCCACCAACCGAGUCCUGAAUGUUCUUCGCCACUGGGUCUCAAAGCACUCUCAGGAUUUUGAGCUAAAUAGUGAACUGAAGAUGAAUGUCCUAAAUUUAUUGGAAGAAGUUUUACGAGACCCUGACCUCCUACCCCAAGAGAGGAAAGCCACGGCCAAUAUCCUGAGGGCUCUUUCUCAAGAUGAACAAGAUGAUGCCCAUCUUAAAAUAGAAGAUUUGAUUCAAGCGUCAGACUGUGUGAAGGCAGAGUGCUUUGAAACCUUAUCAGCUAUGGAACUCGCAGAGCAGAUAACCCUGUUAGACCACAUCGUUUUCCGAAGUAUCCCCUACGAGGAAUUUCUGGGACAAGGUUGGAUGAAAUUGGAUAAAAGUGAAAGGACACCCUACAUUAUGAAAACCAGCCAACACUUUAAUGAUAUGAGUAAUCUCGUAGCCUCCCAAAUCAUGAACUACGCCGACGUCAGCUCUCGGGCGAACUCGAUUGAGAAGUGGGUGGCAGUAGCUGACAUCUGUCGCUGUCUGCACGAUUACAACGGGGUGCUGGAGAUCACCUCGGCCUUGAACAGAAGCGCGAUCUACAGGCUGAAGAAAACCUGGGCCAAAGUGUCUAAACAGACUAAAGCUCUUAUGGACAAACUUCAGAAGACGGUAUCAUCUGAAGGGAGAUUUAAAAACCUUAGAGAAACACUCAAAAAUUGUAAUCCUCCUGCUGUUCCCUAUCUUGGGAUGUUUUUAACGGACCUGGCGUUCAUUGAAGAAGGAACACCAAACUUUACAGAGGAAGGUCUUGUAAACUUUUCCAAAAUGAGAAUGAUCUCGCAUAUUAUCAGGGAGAUACGUCAGUUCCAGCAGACUUCUUACCGGAUAGACCAUCAAGCCAAGGUCACCCAGUACCUACUGGACAAGACUCUCAUCAUAGAUGAAGAUACGCUGUAUGAGCUAUCGCUGAAAAUUGAGCCUAGACUCCCUGCUUGAAGAGCCAGCUUUGUCCAUGAGUGUGCAGAGAGUUUUCGUGUUAAAGGACAGAUCUGUGCAUGCCUUGCCCUCCGGAAUGCUAGAGGAAGAGGAGUGAGGAUGACACUGCCUCCCAGAAAUCCCCCCGUCAGGCAAGGAAAACGCUGCUGCUGCUGCUGCUGCUGCUACUGCUGCAUGGGAUGGAGGAAAGGCAAAAAGACUUCAGACUUGGGGGUGGGUUGUGGGGUUGGUGUCAGGGGAUUAUUACUUGGCAAAACAUAACGAUUGCAUUGAGGGAACAAGCUUCUAGAGAAGAACUGAGGCUCUCUGGAACCUAUAUGCUAGUAACCCACUCCCCUGGGAUUAGUUAGGGAAGGAGACAAAUCUAAACCCCAUAGCACGUUCCGGUCACGUGCUCCAGCAGAGGGAGGAGGAAUGACAGACCUCCAGGUUUGACAGUUUUCUGGGCACGUUGCUCUCACCAUUGUGCAUCUACUGACCCAUUCCUGGGAGUUUUCUGCUUUUGUAUUUUUUCAUUUGCAAAUAGUAGGCGCUUAGCAGAAAAAAAAUGUAACUCACAUUUGAUGGAGACUGAGCAACUUCGUGGCAGUUUUAAUCUACAAGCAUGUGCACGGUUUCAAAAGUGUUGUACAUAUUUAUAUCUAGAGACUAAUAUUAUGUUCUUUAGUGGUCUCACCCGUGUUGAGAGUACGAAAAAGUGGGAGGGGUUGGUGUAAAUGUUGAAAAUCAAGUUGACUUUAUACAUUCAACUCCUUAAGUAAAAGGUAAGGAACUGCCUCGUUGGACUAAUGCGUGCCUGACCUGGAAUCCUCUUUGGGGUCCAUACAUAUGCUCAGAUUUCUGGGCUGGCGGCACGGUCCACGCUGCUGAAGGUAGUCUUUGGGAGGAAGUAGGUAGGUACUCUUUGCACAUUUCCUCUGAGCUCAUGUUGUAUUGCUCUUGACCACUGGAAACGCAGGGGCUUUUUUUCUCCAUAAGGGGAGGUGCUUAGUCACCUGAAAAACAGGAAAGAAAGGAGAAAUCCAUUUUUUCCCACUAUAAGUGAACUUUGUUCACUGGUUUGAUAUUAGCUCUAUUUAUUCUAUUUAUUCCUCUUAUGUGAUUCUGUCAGUGCAUGAUCAGCCCUUUUUCAUUUUUGCCAUGUGCAAAUCUCAACAUUUGAGCAUAUGUUGUUGAGAAAAUUGUCCAGCACAAAGAGCUGUUCUUAAAAUGCCAAUGUGGAACAUCAGCCCUAACUAUGAGUUGGGGCACUGUUUCCUCAUUUCCUAGUUGAGCAGGGCCGGUAGUACCUGCAGAGGAAGUGGGCCAAACUAAUGGAGCCUCCUGGGUGCCAGGCGGGAAGAAUGUCUUGAACUUUGUCAGAGGUGAUUCCUUAGGCAGAUGAAAGAAAUAGGGCUCCACCACUGCUUACCUCCAUUCUCUCUUCUCAUGGAGAGUGUGUUUCAAUAAAAAGGGAAAGAUGGUGACUAACGCCCACUGACUCUUAAAAUUUCUGUUUAUUAAUGCUGACAGUGAAAAAUCCAUUUGCCUGGCUUAUGUUUUUCUUCUUUACUUGCACUUUAAUGAUAUUGUUAGGGCCUGAUAACAGCUGCCUGAUAAAUUCCACUUUGGGUCUCUCCAGGCCAGGUGGAAAGGUGAGCUGAAAAUGGACCUCAUUAGCAGUGAACAUCAUGACCAUUUUCUGCACCUCCAAGGCCAUGGCUAUAAAUGGCUACACUGCUAAACAUCAGCUAAGUACUAGAAAACUCAAUUGAGAAUGUUGGAGCAGCUUUCCAGAAGCAUCUUUAAUUGCUCACAUACUAGCCCUGGGACCCUAAAGAUAAAAAGGGAUAUUUCUAGAUGUUGGUUUUUUUCAUUGCUUGUUUGUCCUUUUUAUUAGCCAGUGGUAAGAGACCUGUUGCAUGAUUAGAAGCAUGGGAUUUGGGGCUCUUAUAAGAGAUGCAACAUAAUAUAUACUUCUGUGCAUUCUUUUUUAAAAAAGGAUUAAAAGUUAACCUAUGCCAAUUUCACAAAACAGCUCAAGGUCUGGCCAUUGAUGGAGGAGUGUGGUACAAAGUGUCUUGGAAUACAUAUUAUUCCUGUUCCCAAAGAAACAAAGCUGGGCACGAUAUAGGAGGAGGUUGCUCAUUGUGGUUGCUCAUUUAAACUGCUUCUUUCGUUAUAUCUCUCUCCCUCAAUUGAUGAACACACAGAUACUAGUCCAUUUUGGAUCUGCAAAAGGAAAAGGACUUUGGGGUACCCCCACUUAACACCUUUCACACCACUGAGAGUAGGAGUCCUUUUGUUUCUCCAGAUCCAAAAUGGACUAGUAUCUGUGUUUCAUCAAUUGAGGGAGAGAGAGAUAAGGAAAGAAGCAGUUUAAAUAAGAAACACCCCUUCCACCUAUAAGCAGCGGCUCAAGCAGCGCAAUCCCAGUGCCCAUUCCCCACUCCUGCCUUUUCUCAACAAUCCCCCCAUUACCUGGGCAGACCCCCUAAGUUGCCUUUGGUCACACCCAGUCCUGCGCUCAGAUUGAUAAUUGCCCAGUGCAGCAGCUAGUUGGAAGAAGCACCCUCCUGCAAAGCUUGCCAAACUCCGUGGGACUGCUUAGGGUCGAGCCCUCAGUAGAUGAUGCUAAACCCUCAGCAUCCCGAAAGGGAGGGAGAGUACAUGGCCAAAUGUCCUGUUCACUUGAAGUGCUCCCACUUGAUGCCCGUCUAAAAACUUCAAGAGACACAACACCCCAGGGAUCAAUUCACCGCCUAAAGUUUUUUCUUUUUCACAUAGACACUGGCCGAUUGCCUGUGGGAGGGGAAUGAGUCUCACUUCCUUACCAGAAUCCCACAGCAGGACUUGGUUAGGGUCUGAAUGGCUCUGGCUGAGAGGGCUACGUAAGACCUGCUAUCUGUCCCAGAGCAGACAGAUCUUGUAAUGCUCUCUGAGGGGUUAUAGUGAAAAAAUACUGGUCCUCACCCUUGCAUCUCUUGGAACUGGGUGUCUUGCCCCAAAGGAGUCUCCAUUCAUUGAUUCAAUCAUAUUUCUUGAGUGCUUGCUGUGUGCACACGACUGUACUAAGCACUUGGGAGAGUACAAUAAAACAACAGAUACAUUCCCUGCCCACAAUGAGCUCUCAGUGCUAGUCCGGCUAAGGAUUUUGUUGAAUUUAAAAAAAAAAAAGGAAAAAGGUUUCCUCUGCCCAGAUUUCCUCAUUCCAGCAAUCCCAGGAACCCCAACCUUAAAAGUGAACUGCCUGGGGACUUGUUCCUCUCGAGCUGUGCUUACAGCUGCUCCUGCUUCCACAUUUCCUCAAGACAGUACCAGGACGUGACCCCCUGACUGUCACCUCACACUUUUCACAGCUGCAGAUAAAUGGGAUGUUGGUGAAGGGAGGGGAAGUUUGACUAUUCUAAGCAAAAUAGGGCCAUAUCUUUGGCAGCCUUCUGAUGCAUCAGGAGGGAAAACUUACUGUGUGAAAUGAUUUUAGCCAUCAUUUUGGGUCUUUUCACAGGUGUGCAGAUGCUCUCAGGUGAUGGUAGAGACCUGGGAUAAGUCAAUCACCUAAGGAGUUGGCACUUAUGCCAGGGCCCCCUCCCCUGUAUGAAACCAUUGGAUAUUUGGGACAAAUUGUUCAAAGCAAACACAUUUUCUACCUUGUGCAUAAUUGAGGAUUUUGACAUUUAGUAUUACAGUGAUGCAAAUUUAAGGUUACAAUUAUCUAUGGACCUGUGUGGUUUUUAAAGUUUCUGAAGACAUUAGCAUCUCAUUCUAUAGCAAAUAAAGCUCUUGAUCUUUAAGUAAUUUGGAAUAAAUAACAAUAUCUGUAUUUAAUUUUUGAUUAUGUGCAAUGGGCUGAGAACUGAUUUCUUUUCACACACUUUCAUAGUAAGUGUCAUGAAACAAGACUUUGGCUCAAUCAGUUUGAAAACCUGCAAAGUUUAAAUCACUCAAUCAUAUUUAUUCAGUGCUUACUGUGUGCAGAGCACUGUAGUAAGCACUUGGGCGAAUACAGUAUGACAAAUUAGAAGCAAUCUCUCCUGCUCCAUGUACCCUAUGAAGAGGCCAUUUCAAACCUUCCAAUAAAGCACCUCAUUUUUAAAGAGAGGGCUUAUUGAGUUUAGAUCUCUGUGGUUUGGAUUUUUGUCUUGUCAGAAAAGUCACCUCCUACACUGUAAACUCCUUGGCUCUUUCACCUAGAUCAAAAAGAAUGCAGCAUCACUGUUGAAUAUUUGAAAUGAAGGAAAAGGAAUAUAUAUGUCCAUGAAAACUGCAAAUUGGUUCUACUGAAAAAUGAAAUAUGUGUGAAUGUUGAACAUUCUUGCUCUGUAUUGUACAAGCUCUGUAUAACUGUGCAAUUGAUUUUGACUGGUUUAUCUAAUGGAUGAACAAGAUGUAGUAUGUUUAUUUUCUUGGGAUGUUUCAUUAACCAAAACCAAAAUAUGUGUCUCCAACAUUUGAAUUGUCCAUGAAGGGUGGACUGAAGGGUUUGUUUUGUGUUACCAGGCAUAAUUUGGUGGGGGUGGGGGGUGGUGAAUAGUGAGAUUAUGCCUAUAUGCACAUUAAACGCAUUAUUUUUCUUGAAUUCUAAA
This is a messenger RNA of Ornithorhynchus anatinus (platypus), 8446 nucleotides long. It is a transcript of the gene RASGRF2, whose product is annotated as Ras protein specific guanine nucleotide releasing factor 2. Gene Ontology annotation, biological process: Ras protein signal transduction; positive regulation of GTPase activity. The record is from RefSeq and is a predicted model, not a curated record. Gene Ontology annotation, molecular function: protein binding; guanyl-nucleotide exchange factor activity. Lineage: Eukaryota; Metazoa; Chordata; Mammalia; Monotremata; Ornithorhynchidae. Gene Ontology annotation, cellular component: plasma membrane. The transcript has 27 exons. The coding region runs from base 150 to 3881 and encodes 1243 amino acids.